Eutrema salsugineum is the source of this 521-nucleotide messenger RNA. Its product is annotated as CDGSH iron-sulfur domain-containing protein NEET. Gene Ontology annotation, cellular component: mitochondrial outer membrane; intracellular membrane-bounded organelle. The transcript has 2 exons. Lineage: Eukaryota; Viridiplantae; Streptophyta; Magnoliopsida; Brassicales; Brassicaceae. The coding region runs from base 67 to 396 and encodes 109 amino acids. Gene Ontology annotation, molecular function: 2 iron, 2 sulfur cluster binding. The record is from RefSeq and is a predicted model, not a curated record. Gene Ontology annotation, biological process: regulation of autophagy.
UAAAUCACCUCCACACACACAUAGAGAGAGAGAGAGAGAGAGAGAGAGAGAGAGAGAGAGUUUCCGAUGACUAUCAGCAUGAGCACAUUUGGCGCGGGUCUAUGUUACACGGGACAGCUUCCGUUGAGGCAAGUCACCGGAGAAAAGGGGAGGAAGCAGCAGAAAAUGACGGUGGUGAGAGCUGAAGGCGGCGGAGGAGGAGGAAUCAAUCCCGAGAUCAGAAAGAGCGAGGAGAAGGUGGUUGACGCCGUCGUCGUCACGGAGCUUUCCAAAAACAUAACUCCCUAUUGCAGGUGUUGGAGGUCGGGGACAUUUCCAUUGUGUGAUGGGAGUCAUGUGAAGCACAACAAAGCUAAUGGAGAUAACGUUGGCCCUCUCCUUCUCAAGAAACAGUAGUUUUUUUGUUUUCUUUUUAACUUCAUGAAUUAGUUUUUCUUCAUUAAUCUUUGAGGUGAUGUAUUAAUAUAUACUCGUUCAUAUAUAUAUAUAUAUCAUCUAGUAUUGGGUUAUGUGAAACAAAG